AAACAGGACACUCAGCGCACACACGGGGCAGGAACACACAGGCCGUGCACACCCUCCUGUGCUCAGAUCUGACGAAAGGGCCCUUUUGUGAAGACUUCCUCCAACGUGAGGGGCCCCUGCCUUCGUCUGGGUGCGUGCGUGUGGAAGCAGCGCAGCCUGAGCACAAGGAGACGGCACCAGACAGACGCCGGGAGGCGCCCACAGGAGCGCCCACAGCUGCGCCUGGUGCUCCAGCGGACGGAGCCGACCGGGAAGCCCUACAGCAGCCGCAGUCAGUGGGCUGCCUGAGGAGCCCUCGGGCACCAGGAGCGCGCGCAGCCCCCAUGCAGCCCCGCGGCCGUCCUGCGUGCGUACAGAACUUCCCAGGGGAGAGCUGGCGAUCAAGGCUGCAGAUGUAAGCAUGUUUCUCCCAUAACAGGAAUGUUAAAGAAGUUAGAGCCACAGUUUUAGAAAAAUGAGGAGCAAGCGAAUAUUAAUGUUCACCACGCAGUUGUGAACUGAUCAGAAAGGUGCACGCUGAGGGAGGAGGUGGCCCACGCAGCCGCGAUGUCACUGUCCUGUGGACGAGGUAUCGUGUGGACGUGUGCCAGGCUGCCCUGGCACCAGUGAGGCAGCGAGGACGUGGAGGAGGGGCAGACAGGAGGACAGAACAAUCACUCCCACCCAAUAAGAACUUGCAUGGAAACUGGACUCCAUCAUUCCCAGUCCUCAACAGCGUGUUUCAUGUGGGGAGAGAGACAGGUUCUAGGAGACCAUUCCCGGUGUGGGCCCACCUCCCAGCAGACCCAGACUCCAACCAAGGCUUUUCCCGGAAGUGACUGUCCUUUCUCCUGAGCCGGAGGCAGGAACAGCUGUCAAAGCGCUGACGUUAACGGCACUAACAUGCAGGGUAGGGUGCCGGCUCCGAGGACAAGGUACCAAGACCAGCCCCACCCCGGGCUGACAUGCGCCAGUGCGGCCCAUGAGGGGGUCCGAGCUGGAAAGCACCUGCCGGAGACGCCACUGCCACCCACUCCACAGGAGAGAGGCCCUCCUGGCACCUCCGCCCGUUAACUGCAGUCUCUGUCCUCGGAAGCUGCACUCGCGGUCACGUGGGCCACCUCGUCCACACGACAGCGACAUCGCGGUUACGAGGGCCACCUCGUCCACCCGACAGCGACAUCGCGGUUACGAGGGCCACCUCGUCCACCCGACAGCGACAUCGCGGUUACGAGGGCCACCUCGUCCACCCGACAGCGACAUCGCGGUUACGAGGGCCACCUCGUCCACCCGACAGCGACAUCGCGGUUACGAGGGCCACCUCGUCCACCCGACAGCGACAUCGCGGUUACGAGGGCCACCUCGUCCACCCGACAGCGACAUCGCGGUUACGAGGGCCACCUCGUCCACCCGACAGCGACAUCGCGGUUACGAGGGCCACCUCGUCCACCCGACAGCGACAUCGCGGUUACGAGGGCCACCUCGUCCACCCGACAGCGACAUCGCGGUUACGAGGGCCACCUCGUCCACCCGACAGCGACAUCGCGGUUACGAGGGCCACCUCGUCCACCCGACAGCGACAUCGCGGUUACGAGGGCCACCUCGUCCACCCGACAGCGACAUCGCGGUUACGAGGGCCACCUCGUCCACCCGACAGCGACAUCGCGGUUACGAGGGCCACCUCGUCCACCCGACAGCGACAUCGCGGUUACGAGGGCCACCUCGUCCACCCGACAGCGACAUCGCGGUUACGAGGGCCACCUCGUCCACCCGACAGCGACAUCGCGGUUACGAGGGCCACCUCGUCCACCCGACAGCGACAUCGCGGUUACGAGGGCCACCUCGUCCACCCGACAGCGACAUCGCGGUUACGAGGGCCACCUCGUCCACCCGACAGCGACAUCGCGGUUACGAGGGCCACCUCGUCCACCCGACAGCGACAUCGCGGUUACGAGGGCCACCUCGUCCACCCGACAGCGACAUCGCGGUUACGAGGGCCACCUCGUCCACCCGACAGCGACAUCGCGGUUACGAGGGCCACCUCGUCCACCCGACAGCGACAUCGCGGUUACGAGGGCCACCUCGUCCACCCGACAGCGACAUCGCGGUUACGAGGGCCACCUCGUCCACCCGACAGCGACAUCGCGGUUACGAGGGCCACCUCGUCCACCCGACAGCGACAUCGCGGUUACGAGGGCCACCUCGUCCACCCGACAGCGACAUCGCGGUUACGAGGGCCACCUCGUCCACACGACAGCGACAUCGCGGUUAGCUGCGGUUAUGCGGGAGGAUGGCCUGACUCAGGACAUGAACUCUGGAGUAGCCCAGGGUCGCUGAUGCCUAC
Myotis brandtii (Brandt's bat) is the source of this 2323-nucleotide messenger RNA. RefSeq lists its product as uncharacterized. The transcript is spliced from 4 exons. The record is from RefSeq and is a predicted model, not a curated record. Bases 962 to 2251 code for a protein of 429 amino acids. NCBI's taxonomy places the organism in Eukaryota, Metazoa, Chordata, Mammalia, Chiroptera, Vespertilionidae.